AUCGUAAGGCGCUCCGAUAUAGUCUCCUCGACGGAUAUCUGGCUAGCAGGCGACUUUCCCUACUUUGCUUCGGGAAUUCUUCAAGGACUUCGUGCUGUUCCAACGCGACCCAAAGUACUUUUACAGAACCAGCGAUAGCUCAACCAGGGCGUCGGCGCUUCUGAAAUCUUCUCAGUUCCAACGCGGCAUACGUUCCUCUUACGCAACCAUGUUGCUUUUGCUUCCGCUACUUCUCUCUGUUUCCUUGGUCACCGCAGCGCCGCGUCAUCUCCGUCUUCGUGAUUCGGCCAAGAGUCACACAGCAACCACGACUACCACCAUUCUAGACACAGUCUAUGGGGCUGCGGACAUACUGCAGCCCACUGGAGCCCCACCAUCGAUAGAAAAUGAUGCGAAGAUUCUACCGGAAAGCGACAAAUCAUACAGCAAAAAAAGUGGCGAUACCACGCUACAACGCAUGUCCUCGAGCGACGUUUCAGCGAUCUACAAGACUUGCUGGAACGGCCAACUUCAGUGGCCUCUACCCGGUAUGCCCAACCCUUGUCUCGACGUGGUAGCUGCGCAACUCAACAUCUUUCCCCUUCCCAUCACAAAGCCAGACACCUUGACAGUCCACAACUACUGCUCCUACAAUAUAUACUUCAACCACUUCCAGGGCGCAAACAUGUUGGAGAGCGGCAACAUUGCUGCAGGAGCAAAGAUCGAUCGACCUCUCUUCGGUUCGGUUCUGAAAGUCUCCAAGACGCCGGAUAUGGCAAAGGACGUGCUCGUCGAGUACGCAGUUGCCGACGGUAGACUGUACUACGACCUCAGUCUGAUCACCUGCCUGGGAAGAACGAACGGGGUGGAGAAUGGGGAUACUAGUGCUUGUGCGGGACAUGAGGCUGGCUUGCAGCUGGGAAACUCAAAGUCAAAGAGCUUCCAGUGCGCUGCUGGGGCUUGGUGUGACGAUCAGGCGUAUCUGUAUCAGGAGAACCUUUGCAAGAAGCAAAAUCCUGUUUGGUCGUGCAAUCAGAGCGACGGGCUCACUAUGGAGUUCUGUGCUAGUCAGAGGCGGUGAAUCUGUGUUGGAUGAGGCAGCGGAGGUCGUCGACGAGUCGCUGCUUUAUACCAUCUAUUUUUGACAGGCGAUCUAUUCAUCGUUCAAGUUGCGAGGGAGAUUGACAUUCAAAUGUAUAUUUGCCUAUAUGAUUGUUAUGAUUUUCUCAGUACAUAGAGCAGAAAUG
Cucurbitaria berberidis CBS 394.84 is the source of this 1226-nucleotide messenger RNA. RefSeq lists its product as uncharacterized. The transcript is spliced from 2 exons. NCBI's taxonomy places the organism in Eukaryota, Fungi, Ascomycota, Dothideomycetes, Pleosporales, Cucurbitariaceae. Bases 209 to 1060 code for a protein of 283 amino acids. The record is from RefSeq and is a predicted model, not a curated record.